GCCGGCCAUGGAAGAAGCAUGUCACGGAAGAGGACGUUGUUUUGAAAUUGACUGUAGAUUCAUUUUUUUUUUGCAGCUAUGUAAACGACUGGUGAAACUAUGUUUGCGGUAGAGGAAAAUGUUUAUAGUCAGAAGGUACUGGUGGCUUCUAAUGAGCGCAAAAGAGUGUUUCACUGUGAUUUAGCCUGCUAACUGUGCUGUCUGCGACAUCGCUAGUCUACAGUCGCACAGAUUUAUUCGACACAUUUUUUUUGGUUGUUGUUGAGUUUUAAGAUGGCUUCCGUUAGACAUUUAGUUUGCAGAUGGUGGCUGUGUCAUCUCAGCAAAUCGCCAACCGUGAACACGCCAGGUUUCAGGCGUAGCAAGCGGUUCAGCACCUGCAGCAGACGCAGGACUGUCAUGCCAGCCUGGGUCAUGGACAAAUAUGGGAGCAACGAUGUUUUACGGUUUACUAAAAAUGCCAGUUUCCCCGUCAUCACCUACCCCAAUGAGGUCAUAGUCAAAGUGUUUGCGGCAGGACUAAACCCGCUCGACGUCAGCAUGAGGGGUGGCUAUGGUGCAGCUACAUUCUCCAUGAAGAGGGACCCUCUGAAUAUCAAGCAGUCUGGCAGCGAGUUCCCGGUCACUCUGGGGAGGGAAGUGUCAGGGGUCAUCAUGGAGUGUGGCUUGGAUGUGAAGUACUUCAGAGAAGGGGAUGAGGUUUGGGCAGCAAUCCCACCAUGGAAGCAGGGCAGCUUAGCUGAGUUUGUGAUUCUAAGUGCCAACGAGGUAUCUCACAAACCAAAGUCACUGAGCCACCUAGAGGCCGCAGCCAUUCCUUACGUGGCAGCCACUACCUGGUCCGCCCUGGUCAACACCGGUGGGCUCAGUAAGGACAACUGUGCCAAGAAGCGGAUUUUGAUCAUCGGAGGAUCUGGGGGAGUGGGAACAUUUGCUAUACAGAUGAUGAAGGCGUGGGGAGCCCAUGUGACUGUUACCUGCUCCCAGAAUGCCGAGCGGUUCGUAAGGGGGCUGGGGGCGGACCAUGUGGUGGACUACACUGCCGGGCCUGUUGAGGAGCCGCUCAGUGCACUAGAGAAAUUUGACCUGAUCCUAGAUAAUGUCGGGGGGGACGCAGAGCGCUGGGCGCUGAAUCUGCUUAAGCCUUGGAGUGGCGCCAAGUAUGUCACCCUGGUAACACCUUUCCUCCAGAACACAGACAGGCUGGGUAUUGCUGAUGGCAUGAUGCAGACUGCUGUUACAGUGGCCUCCAAGGCCCUCAAGCACCUUGUUAAAGGAGUUCACUACCGCUGGGGAUUCUUUGCACCGAGUGGUCCCGCACUGGAUGAAAUUAGGGAAAUGGUGGAUGCGAGACAGAUUCGGCCUGUGGUGGAGGAGACGUUCGACUUUUCCCAGGUUCCCCAGGCCUUUGAGAAGAUGGAGAAGGGUCACGCCAGAGGAAAGACUGUGGUCCAGAUCAUCAAGGAGGGCAAUGACUUAUAGCAUUGACUCUUGGAUACUGUACAACUACUGUCCUCUGCACAACUUUGAAAUCAUAACUUUGAUAACAUUUAGGUCCUAGCCAAUUAUAUAUGCAAACAUACAUACAGUAAACAAGGUUACUACAGUUA
Molecule: messenger RNA, 1610 nt
Organism: Scophthalmus maximus (turbot)
Lineage: Eukaryota; Metazoa; Chordata; Actinopteri; Pleuronectiformes; Scophthalmidae
Gene: rtn4ip1
Product: reticulon 4 interacting protein 1
Exons: 9
Coding region: 274-1482 (402 amino acids)
Cellular component (GO): mitochondrion
Molecular function (GO): oxidoreductase activity
Source: RefSeq, a predicted model, not a curated record